AUGGAAGAUGGCUCUGAAGACUUCGCCAUUACCAACGGCCUCCUGGACGCCAAACGAAGACAAAAGAGUCGGGCCAGCAGCAGCUUUCGACUAGGAUCAGCUUUACAUGCCAGAAGAUCUAGCUCCAAUCCAGGAGCUCGGCCCGGUCAUGACUUGGAGUCUCGACGAGCCUCCAAACGUCCAGUCGAUGAGUCCGAAUUGCAGGUCACAAAGAGACAACUCAGGGCUCAAUAUAUCCAAACCUCUGAUGGUCAGCCAGUGAUUGCCGGCAGUUCUUCCGCCGAUGACCAGGCUUCCUCAACUAUUCAAUCCGAACCUGGGCCGUCGUCAAUAGCAGAUACUCGUGCUCAUGGCCCGACUAUGGUGGGCCUCGAUACAGACCCAGCUCAGAUCGUCAACCUCGCACUGAGCCUUGGUGAAUCCCGUCGGCGGGCAAUGUCUGGACGAGCCGUUUCCAGUGGUGUACCACGCGGUAGGCGCCUGUCCACCAUAGUGCCCGCACGUAGCCCCGUUCCCGAAAGUCGCAUAACACCACUCACCGAUCAGGAUGGGCGGUCUAAAAGCCGAACUCAUAGGCGCUUAUCGCAUGCAUCCCGCUCAUCCCCCCAGCAAUUUCAACCUCCAGCACCUUUUCUUGACUAUGGGCCACAAAACUUGGUGCCCCCGGACUUUUCUGCGGGCACACUGGCUAGAGCCGAAAAAGCAAGACAGUACUUUGAAUUGUUUACGGAAUAUAUACGCCUACUUCCUUAUCUUCCUCCUCUUCACCCGCCUGCUACUGGCUCCAUAAAACAAAGCGACUCUUCCAUAACGUCAAAAGCUGUCGCUCAAGGAAGAGUAUACAAUCCCCUCCAAUAUAUUCGGAACAGGAAAGUGAGAUUCCGCGAACGAAGUGCUAUAAACUCAGAAGAGGAAGGCUGGAUGGAUGUUGACAGGGUUCGAAGCUGGGUCAGCGACGUGGUUAACUCUCUUGAAGAAACUGAAUGCGGAGCAGAUGGGCGCAUCCAAUUACCGCCGCUCCAGCCGCCAAUCGAAAUCACGGAGGAACCGCAGGAGCAAUUCUCCAGCCCUGGUCGCACCAAUACUAAUGACACAAAUAAGCUACGUCGCCCUCGGAUGGAUUGGGUCUUCUCUCCAGCUGAUCUACUAGCCGAUGCUGCUUGGGUUGAGGCCGGUUCAAAUAAACUUAAACUCGAAGACAAAGAUGGAAACAAACUGUUUCCCCCAGAUACUCAGCUCAGAGCCAUUACCUUAACUGCAGCCACUCCGCCGCUAGAACCCCCUCCGAUUGACGAAACCUACGAUCCGCUCUACUCUACUGGAGCCCUACCCAGCUUCACGUCGGUCGGGUCCAGGUCUUCAUCUCAUAUAAAUCGAGGCCGUCGAAUGCAUAGAUUUGCGCAAUCCGUUCGCCUUACUCCUGGCCAUAGCCAUUCCAGAGAGAGCAGUAAAUCCAGCUGGCGGAACGCCUUGGCUCGGCCAAGGAGCUCAUCAGGUUCAUUCCAAAACCACGUCAACCGUGACCAUUCAAUAAAGGCCUUUCCAAAAGAUCAUAUACAACCGAGCGAACAGAAUACUGGACGCAGUUUGCUUCCUCCUCUGGACACUAGCGUUAGCGAACCCAAGCGUCCAUUCUCGCGCCAAAAUCAAUACCCAGGGUCGGUUUCUUCUGUCGAUGAGCCUCCUAAAAAGGCCGCCUCACGCCCGUCAUUCGAAGACGCUCAAAGCGGUUACCGGACUCCAGUAAAUAAAUUGAAGUUCCCAAGUAUUACAGCCAAUCUUUCGCCUCCACUAAGUCGCGAAGCCUCACCAGGCAGAAGGCAGCAUCUACCAUUUUAUAGCCCUGAUCGACAGGCCACAAAGAAUCAUAACGUCACCAGUGAUUCGCCAUAUUCCGCUAUUGGAUCACCAGCGAGACAGCCAGUGUCUCCCAUCUCUGAUACCCAGAAGCAGCCCUUUUCGUGGCUUAAUCAAAUAGAAUCCCCUCCUGGAGCAAGUACCAAAAUUGGAAAGGAUCCAGAUUCAAAACGACGGGGGAUAUUCAAAGGCGGCAGGAUUGCCGAGCUUGUUGGUAAUGAAGUGUCUAAAGUAGGCGAAUUUAUUCGGAAAAGGGACGCAUAUGGUCAUUCCCGCCAGUCGUCGUCCGCAUCCAGCGUUUCUGAGUAUGUCGAUAUAGAUGACGAUACCGGCGCCGGAAAGCGAAAACAAAGAGCAAAAUUGGUUCGUUUUCCCACACAAUCCGACUCUGGGUCACGGUCCAUCCCAGAAUCGAUAGUUGAUCGGGCUAAAUAUCGCACUCCGAAUCUUCCAACCUUCAAAUCAUCGUUAAAACAAGGCGAGACAUGGCAAGGAACGGAUGAAGAUCACUCUACACUAAAUGAGUCCAGAAAAGAUGAUCAAUCUGGUCCAGGCAGCGAAAUUGGGAAUGAUAUUGAAACUACCGCAACUGCCCAUGCGGAAAGCUCCGGUGCUGGCGGAGACAUCGAGCUACAAAGGAGACCCAGGGCACCGCAAGAAAAUGACGUUCAGGCCAAUCGUGAUGCAUCUGGUGUCGUUCAGGCAAGGCCUAAAUUAUCCGAAGCUACUCGCAACUGGAGUCUCUCGUCUCGCAGCAUUCCCAAAUACUCCGAGUCGACUCGUGUGAGUAAAGGCGAAAUUAUCCGCAUUCAAGCUCAUUUACUCUCGACCGGCGUGAAAGCCCAGGAAAUAUGUCGACACGCCAAUACAUCAGUUUCUGAUUUCAAUCCGCUUCGUAUAGGGCCUUCGAGCGAUUUGCACAGUCCCUUGCCGUACAUUAGAGAUCAGGAGUUUGUCACCACAGCCACUAAACAAUUGCUAUCAGCCGUUGAUGACGGUGUUCACCAUGUUCAGAAGUCCAUCUCCAGAUUCUCGGCUUCGGAUCUCCCGAAAUUAAGAUAUGAGCUUGACGACUUGGACCGGCUGAUUUCUACGUCCCUCAAUAAUCGCCUUCGCAAAGUGGGUGAUGAAGCAGAGCAGCUCACUGGCCAGCUUUCUAUGACGAGUACUUUGGCUAUCAAGCAACUUCAUGAUGCUUUGGACAAAGGAAUUCGGAAACGAAAACGCAGAUUCCGUUGGGUCAGUCGCUUUGGUUACGUUCUGCUUGAAUGGGUGCUGGUAGGGGUGAUGUGGUGGGUCUGGACCAUAGUAAUGGUUUGGAAAAUGUUUAGGGGUAUUUGGCGCGGAACAGUCUCCGGCGUUCGAUGGAUUCUUUGGCUUUAG
This is a messenger RNA of Uncinocarpus reesii 1704, 3240 nucleotides long. RefSeq lists its product as uncharacterized. The coding region runs from base 1 to 3240 and encodes 1079 amino acids. The record is from RefSeq and is a predicted model, not a curated record. The transcript has a single exon. NCBI's taxonomy places the organism in Eukaryota, Fungi, Ascomycota, Eurotiomycetes, Onygenales, Onygenaceae.